AAGUCUCGCGAGAAGAGGCGGUCGCUGUAGCGGAGCCUUCUGGCUGUGUGUGUGUUUGAGGAGGAUCCGGCGCCGAAGCUGCAGACGGUUUGCUGAGCCCGUUAGUGUCCCUUCGGAGACUCAACGCCGGCGUCAUGUCCCGGUACCUGCGCCCCCCCAACACGUCUCUCUUCGUGAGAAACGUAGCCGACGAUACCAGGUCUGAAGAUUUACGUCGGGAAUUUGGUCGUUAUGGUCCUAUAGUUGAUGUGUAUGUUCCACUUGAUUUCUACACUCGCCGUCCAAGAGGAUUUGCAUAUGUUCAAUAUCCUUUCUUCAGAUGGCUGAUUAGUGAGGGGUGUUGAAGUUUGAAAUUCAAGUUUUUGUAAGAGAGAAUGUAAAGCUGUACAGUUAAUGGCGACCCCAAAGAGAAAGCAUGAAAGAACCUUUAGAGUAGAGUUCAACACUUAAGGCAAGUAGACAAGCCAAAGACCUCUUAAGGAUCAGGCUUGAAGAGAAGGGAGAGUUUGGGAAAAGAAAAUAUAAAGAAAAGCUGGAAGAAGGACAAGCCUAAUGGGAGACAAAGCCUCGCUUUAUCUACAAAAGGGGGAAAAGGUUGUUUUUCAAAGUUAAAGAUAAAGCCAUCUGUCAUAUUUGGCCAAGCAUCUCAUGACAAGUCCUUCUGACAAGCACUUAAAGAGUUAAAGGUCAAGAUGAAGUUGAAUGAUGGCCAAGAUUAAAGGAGUCAUACCUGAUGAUGUUCGUGAUGCCGAAGAUGCUUUACAUAAUUUGGACAGAAAGUGGAUUUGUGGACGCCAAAUUGAAAUACAGUUUGCACAGGGGGAUCGAAAGACUCCAAAUCAGAUGAAAGCCAAGGAAGGGAGGAAUGUGUAUAGUUCUUCACGCUAUGAUGAUUAUGACAGAUACAGACGUUCUAGAAGCCGAAGUUAUGACAGAAGAAGAUCAAGAAGUCGGUCCUUCGAUUACAACUAUAGAAGAUCUUAUAGUCCUAGAAAUAGACCGACUGGAAGACCACGGCGUAGCAGAAGCCAUUCCGACAAUGAUAGAUUCAAACACCGAAAUCGAUCUUUUUCAAGAUCUAAAUCCAAUUCAAGAUCACGGUCCAAGUCCCAGCCCAAGAAAGAAAUGAAGGCUAAAUCACGUUCUAGGUCUGCAUCUCACACCAAAACUAGAGGCACCUCUAAAACAGAUUCCAAAACACAUUAUAAGUCUGGCUCAAGAUAUGAAAAGGAAUCAAGGAAAAAAGAACCACCUAGAUCCAAAUCUCAGUCAAGAUCACAGUCUAGGUCUAGGUCAAAAUCUAGGUCAAGGUCUUGGACUAGUCCUAAGUCCAGUGGCCACUGAUAGUAUAAACCAUGAUAUUUUUAGGCAUGUAUCAUUCAUUUACUCAUAGUUUGGUUUACUUAAAUUAUCAGGAAUACAAUGUUGCAAUGAUGCUUAAAAAACACUUGUCAGUUUUCCCUGUACCAGGCAAUGGUUAUAAUUAAAAUGAUAUGCUGUUGAGAAGCCACUCUUAAGAGUCCAGUUUGUUUAAUGUUAUGGGCAGCUACCAAUUCGUGGUGUCUCUGUAUAUUUUUGUAAAGAUUCUCAUUUUUUAUGCUUGAAGUAUUGGUGAAAAGAUGUUGGUUGACCAUAAUUUGCAACAUUGUCUUAUUAAAAAUAAACUUUCAUAUCCAUAUUUGGUAGAACUGUUAACCUAGAAAUGUAGCUUGCUAAUAAGAUAGAAUGAUAAAAAAGUGAAGUUGUAGCCACAGUACAACACUGACCGACCAGACACAUUUAGGUUCAGGGUGGACCUUUUUGUCUUGUCAAGAUGUCUAGGCCCGUGAUGAUAAUUUAUGGCACAGUGUGGAAUAGUUCUUUUGUUAACCCCCACUGUCUUGGGAAAUGACAACUGGGUUAAGUAGCAUUUUCAGGCAGAUUGUUUGAUUGAAACAAGGAGCCUUCACUUUCCUGGUUUCCAUGAAGAUUUGGAACCAUACAAACGUCGGAAAAACUCACCUUAAAAUUUGGGCAGGUUGAUGAUGGCAGAAAUAAUUUUAAGGGGAAAAGAAUGCUCUUACGUAGUUACUCUAAACUUUAAGGAGCGUUGUUGACCAUAAUGCAUAGUUUUCUUACUGCUGUUAAAAGCAAGUAAAGUGCUUCAAAGGAGGUUUUGUUUGUGAGUGCAUAGUAUAAAAGGACUGAAUUUUGAUGCUUAAAGCCCUUGGUGUGUGCAUUUGUAUCAAAAUGUGCCCAUCUCUUUAUGAAGGAAGCUUGUUCUUCACACCUCAGUUUAUUUAACGUGAGGCAAGUUAAAAAGCAACACUCCCAUUCUAAGUGAUUCUCUGGUGCCAUGAGAUUUAAAAUAACUUUGGAAAAAAUUAAUUUCAAGAAAGUCACAUCUCUUGAGUUUUUGAUUGAUUAUCAGUGUAGUACCUGAUAAAAAUAAGAAAAUAAUACCCUACUGUUUAUAAAAAUGUCUAACAUCUCUCUGUGAGAUCAUGUGGGGGCAAUAAAAAGUGACUUGAUAUGUCCAGUCUCAUUUCAGAGUAAAAGCUAGCAUCUUUAAAAUUUUAGAUUGCUUGCUUACAGGCAUAAGUAAGAAAUGUUGUGGGGAAACUAUCCCUUUUAGAGGAUUUUUUUCAGUUUUGGUUUUAGAGAUCUAGGCCUUGCCUGUAAAGAACAAAAGGUGGUUUUUAAAUACUGUUUGUGGAAUGUGUUUAAAGGAUUGAUUCUAGAACCUUUGUAUAUUUGAUAGUAUUUCUAACUUUCAUUUCUUUACUGUUUGCAGUUAAUGUUCAUGUUCUGCUAUGCAAUCAUUUAUAUGCACGUUUCUUUAAUUUUUUUAGAUUUUCCUGGAUGUAUAGUUUAAACAAAAAGUCUAUUUAAAACUGUAGCAGUAGUUUGCAGUUCUAGCAAAGAGGAAAGUUGUGGGGUUAAACUUUGUAUUUUCUUUCUUAUAGAAGCUUCUAAAAAGGUAUUUUUAUAUGUUCUUUUUAACAAAUAUUGUGUACAACCUUUAAAACAUCAAUGUUUGGAUCAAAACAAGACCCAGCUUAUUUUCUGCUUGCUGUAAAUUAAGCAAACAUGCUAUAAUAAAAACAAAAUGAAGGAAAUAAUGAUUAACUGGAAUUAUUAUAGUUUUGAAUGAGAUUCUAAAAUAACAGUGGAAACAAUUCUUUUAGAUUUAGGAGUAUUUUAAAUCAGUGUUGCACUAGGCACAACUUUUACUUUGGAAAUGAUAGAACUUGCCAGAAAGGUACAUCUUUUACAUAGUACUUAAAAUUUCCUAUGUAAUUUCAAAAGUUGUUUCAUGAUUGCAUAUUAAACCCCUUGGGUUAAAUAACUUAGGUUAUUUGUAGUGUUAAGAUAUGCAUUAAAAUGAAAUUUGAGUCAGAUUUUUAAGUUUAUAUUUUCAUUAUUAGAUGGACCAAUAAUUCUACUCGUCCCCAUCCUAAACAGGGUGGAUUGGGCCUUAUGUUUAUGGCAUGAUUUAAAAUAUUUUUGCCUUCAGUGUUGGUGAGCAUUCAAUGUUAAGUGAUAGUCACUGUGGGGAACUGGUUUAGGUGUUUUGUGGUCUGAGUUCUAGCUUUAUACUGAAAACAAGUAUAGCUGAUAUUUAUUAUGAUGUGCCAGACACUGUUCUAGUUUUAUGUAUUAAUUCAUUUACUCAUCAUGAACCCUGUAAGAAAGAUAAUUUUAUUUUCUCCAUGUCACAGAUGAUAAACUGAGGCACAAAGAAAAAGCUACAAAAGGCAGAUCCAGGAUUUGAGCUCAGGCCUGAUCCUUAGAUGAUUUUUUUUUUCUUAGUGGACUAUAAAUAGAGUAGAUUUAGGAAAUAACCCAUUGAAAUUGUUCUCAGUCCAUAUAGAAUUAGCAGGCCUGAUGUUUUUGGGUUUUUUAUGUGUCACUUAUUUUUAGAUUUUCUUGGGAACUUUAUAUGUUAUUUCUAAAGUGACAUACUUAACAUGGCUUCAAAGGGACUAUUAUAGUUGAACCCAGGGUAGGGAUCCUACUGAUACUUGAGGAUCCUUAUAGAGGGCUUUAAUGUUGGGUUACAUAGUUGUGUAAUUAUUGAGUAUGUACUAUGUGUCUGGCGCAACCCAGUAUUGGAGUAGAACAUAUCAAGACUCAAGUGAGAGCUGACAGUUCACCUCUCUUUUUACUUAAGAUCUCUCUGCAUUUUUUUUUUUUUUUUUGAAGCCAAGUAAACAAGAAGAAUAAUGACAGAUAAUGCUUAAGAAAGGAAAGUGCUAAAUAGAGUAUGAGCUCUUAAGUUACAACCCAGGAAAAAUACCUGGGAACUAUUAUACUAUUCUCUUGAAAAUUUGGCCCUGUAAGCUGCUACAUCCAGUUCAACUAACAAAAUCCUGUAUACCACAGAGAAGAAUAAAGAAAAACCAAACUGACAAACAUCCUUCUUUUAUUUAAGACCAAACUGCAGCUGGAAUACCCAGUACAGUUCUGCUUACUACACUUCAAGAAAGAUCUGAGAAAGCGGAAAAAGAACCAAAGAAGGGCAGUUCAAGCGACCAAAGGGUGGGUGGAAGGUGCUGCAGUAUGAAUACUGUACGAAUAUUUUGACUCUGGUCUGAAAAGAUAAAAGAAUGUUAUGGAAACUACAUGGAAUAUUUGAAGUCCCUUCAAGUUUGAAAGUAAGCAUUUUAGGACAAAUAAAAGGAAAUUCAACUUUGUACUUGUGGAAACUAAUCCCUAAAUCUGAAUAGGUUUAUACUGAUUCAUGGGUAACAGGUCCAUGUUAAAUUAUUGGAAACUAGGAUGUCUGAAUAUCAAGGAAGACAGCCAUAGUCUCUUACAGUGCCUCUAUUGGUCUGUCUCAAAGUGAAUUGGGUGAGAAAAGGUAUGGUCCAAUAUAAACUUGGUUAUCUCUUAAAGUCAGUUCUAUUUUUGCUAUUGGGAAAUCUUGCCUUUGUUUAUUAUUCCAGUGCCAGUGUUUUCUGCUAAUGCUUUGCUUUGUUGGCAUCUGAGUUUCCUUACUGGUAUGCCAUAUGUGGUUUACAUCCUCCUUAAACACGCUCCCUCGUAAAUUCCAAUUAUGAUACUUGACAUCCAGCUAAGAGGGUCCAUCUCUUCUCACCUCUUUCCUAGUCAGUAUAUACAGCAAACAUUUACUGAGCCCUUAGUAUGCCCAAAAAAUUGUACGGGGUAAUUGGGGAGGAAAACAGAUAAAACCCACUUAUUCAAUAAAUGUCUACUGAGCACAAUCUAGUGAAUCAUUACAUUGUGGCCUCAUUGUCUUGUUUGAGGUGUAUUAUAACAAUAUUUUACACCAUUUAUAUCCUAUGUAAUUAUAAAAUCCGAUAUAUUAUCAAAGAAGCAAUUUUGUGGUUAUUUGCCAUUUAAAAGUAUCCAGUAUUUGUUUGCAUCCCAUUAGUAACAAAUAAUGAAAAAAUGAUUUGUUUUAAUCUGUAAUAAACUGAUUUAUUGUGCAGUGACUGUAAUAUACUAGAGUUAUAUUUAAUUGUUAACUCUGCCUCCUCAGACACAUAUUAGGCAACAAUCCCCAAAAUAAGUAUUUAACUUUGCAUCAGAUGUAAAGGAGACUCUGGGUGCUAUAAUUAAGAUUUAUUUUGAGGCAGACAGAGAGCUGUUAAUUCCCAACUGAUUUAGUAUGUUCUGUAAUUGAGAAAAUGUUCACCAAAUUAUACUUUUUAGUGAUUUACAUGUACAUUUUAUAGGGGACAUGUUCUGUGUAUAGUGAAUAAAUAACUUUUGUAGUAUCGCAAAAUGUUUUGGAUUCCUUAGUUCCUCAUUAGGAUGUGCAGUUUACCUAUACAUUGAUUUCAUCACUUGCAUAUUUGUCUUAUUUCUGCUGCAUUUAAAACUUUUUAUCUAAAGUUAUUCCCCUAAAAAUAUAGAAGUGUUUAAGCCUUUAUAAAGAUUUUGAAAAUAUAGCAGAAUACAUCUAAGGGAGAUGUGAAAUGGAGGUAUUUUUACCCCUGCUACAUUUUUUAAUAUUUCAAACUUGCACAAGACCACACAGCAAGUAAGUGGCAGAUACUAGUUAGUGUCCAUGGUUUUUCAUUUGGUUCAUCUUUUUUAAUCAAAUAGGUAAAUUUAAUAACUUAAUACAAUUAAUACAAUGGAAUCUAGAAUUCACUUGCAAGAUUUAAUAGAUUUGUCAAAAUAAUUUAAUUAGAGUAUUUUUAACUUUCUUGGAUGAAAAAGAAGUUAAAUGUAAUCCAGGAUCAGCUGUUGACAGCAGCUAUCACUCACUCUCCAAUCUAGCUUCCCAAAUCUCAAUCACAUUGUAUUGCAUUUUGAACAUUCUUGUUUACAAAAUCCUGAGAUAUUUUGAAGUGGGGAGGCUGUGAACUUGAACAGCACAGUGGUAGCUCAGGAGUAACAGUGUUCAGCGAAGAGGUCUAUCAAAGCUUUUUACACCUGGAGUCCCAGGUGUAACUGUCCUCAUUGAUAAAUGAAGUCAGCAGACCAUUCACAACUACUAUCUGUAAGACGUAGCUAGCUGCUAUGGAAAAGGUUCGUAUUUGGGUUUUCCCUUUGUCCCUUUAGCAGUGUUGGUUAUGUUCAUUGUGUUGUUCCUCUGUAUUGUUAACAGUUGUUUCACCCUUAUGUUAAAGGUGGGAUUCUUUUAAUAUUUGGCCUAAAAAGCAAGGUGUGUAAAUUGACUUUAUUGAUAAUUGACAGAGUAGUUUGUAAAGAAGUAAAAGGCCUUUUUGUGUCUAGUUUUUUGUAGAGCACAUCUCUGAAUGCUAGAUAAUGAAAUAAAACUGGUCAAGGAUCCAAAAAA
Molecule: messenger RNA, 6754 nt
Organism: Dama dama (fallow deer)
Lineage: Eukaryota; Metazoa; Chordata; Mammalia; Artiodactyla; Cervidae
Gene: SRSF10
Product: serine and arginine rich splicing factor 10
Exons: 7
Coding region: 703-1344 (213 amino acids)
Molecular function (GO): RNA binding
Source: RefSeq, a predicted model, not a curated record